Messenger RNA from Nymphaea colorata (pocket water lily), 1713 nucleotides. Its product is annotated as endoglucanase 8-like. NCBI's taxonomy places the organism in Eukaryota, Viridiplantae, Streptophyta, Magnoliopsida, Nymphaeales, Nymphaeaceae. Gene Ontology annotation, biological process: carbohydrate metabolic process. The transcript has 7 exons. The record is from RefSeq and is a predicted model, not a curated record. Gene Ontology annotation, molecular function: hydrolase activity, hydrolyzing O-glycosyl compounds. Bases 65 to 1555 code for a protein of 496 amino acids.
ACGCGAGGCUCCAUGCUCUGCAACUCUGCCGUUCUUACCGCCGUCCCUUGCUUCUCCGGCGACCAUGGCGGCCUUUCAUCUUACCACUGCCCUGUUCCUCCUCCUCCUCCUCUUUCCCCACUCUUCUCUCGCUGACCACGACUACGGCGACGCCCUCCGCAAGUGCAUUCUCUUCUUCGAGGGUCAACGCUCCGGCAAGCUCCCGCCCUCCCAGCGUCUCAGCUGGCGCCGUGACUCCGCACUCAGAGAUGGCUCUCUCGCCGGUGUAGACUUGAGUGGCGGCUACUACGACGCGGGGGACAACGUGAAAUUCGGUUUCCCGAUGGCUUUCACCGGGACGCUUCUCUCCUGGGGCAUCAUCGACUUCGGGCGCAACAUGGGCUCGGAGCUCGAGCACGCCCUCUCGGCCGUCCGGUGGGCGACGGAUUACCUCCUGAAGGCGACGGCGGUGCCGGGGACGGUGUACGUGCAGGUCGGCGACGCGGUGGCGGACCACAACUGCUGGGAGAGGCCGGAAGACAUGGACACGCCCCGUACGGUCUACAAGGUCGACAAAGAGCACCCGGGCUCGGACGUCGCCGGCGAGACGGCAGCGGCCCUCGCUGCCGCCUCCAUCGUUUUCCGGUCCCGCGACCCUUCGUAUUCUCGGACUCUGCUUCAGAGAGCCGUUAGCGUUUUCGAGUUUGCGGAUAAAUACCGCGGGGCAUACAGCAACAGCCUGCAUGACGUCGUCUGCCCGUUUUACUGUAGCUUUGACGGCUACCAGGACGAGCUGCUGUGGGCGGCGGCGUGGCUGCACAAGGCGUCGGAGGACCGAACCUACCGGGAAUACAUCAAGACGAACGAGAGGGUGCUGGGUGCGGACGAGACCAUUAACGAGUUCGGUUGGGACAACAAGCACGCCGGCAUCAACGUCCUCAUCUCCAAGGAGGUGUUGAUGGGCAAUGCGCAUUACCUGGAGUCUUUCAAGCUAAAUGCAGACAACUUCAUCUGUUCCCUGCUGCCGGGGACAUCCCAUCCUCACAUCGAGUACUCUCCAGGCGGGUUGAUAUUCAAGGUCGGGGGGAGCAACAUGCAGCACGUAACCUCGCUCUCCUUCUUGCUGCUGACUUAUUCCAACUACUUGAGCCACUCCAAUCACGUGGUGCCAUGUGGCAAGGUUUCGGCCACGCCAGCCCACCUCAAGCAAAUAGCAAAGCAACAGGUGGAUUACAUACUAGGAGAUAAUCCCAUGAAGAUGUCAUACAUGGUGGGAUACGGCGAGCACUAUCCCCAGCGGAUUCACCAUAGGGGCAGCUCUCUACCUUCCGUCUCGGCUCACCCGGCACGUAUCGGCUGCAAGGCCGGUUCCCGCUACUUCUUCAGCCCUCGGCCGAACCCGAACCUGUUGGUGGGCGCGGUCGUGGGCGGCCCCAACACCACGGACCUCUUCCCAGACUCGAGGCCCUUCUUCCAGGAGAGCGAGCCCACGACCUACAUCAAUGCGCCGCUGGUGGGCCUACUCGCUCAUUUCUGGGCUCAUCCUGACCCAAAGGAAUUUGGUGAGCUUGGUUGAGAAAUGCGACGCAUUUUAAUAUGUUCAUACUCGAGAAAGAUAUGAUUCUUGUAACUAAUUGGAAUUGGUGCCUUUGGUCGUUACUAGUGCCUUUGUUGUUAUCAUCAAUUGUAUUAUUUAUAGUUUAUUUGAAAUCAAUUAUAUGAGAGUUUGGACGA